Messenger RNA from Culex pipiens pallens (northern house mosquito), 1105 nucleotides. It is a transcript of the gene Blos2, whose product is annotated as biogenesis of lysosome-related organelles complex 1 subunit 2. The coding region runs from base 601 to 1026 and encodes 141 amino acids. Gene Ontology annotation, cellular component: BORC complex; gamma-tubulin complex; BLOC-1 complex. NCBI's taxonomy places the organism in Eukaryota, Metazoa, Arthropoda, Insecta, Diptera, Culicidae. Gene Ontology annotation, molecular function: gamma-tubulin binding. The transcript has 3 exons. The record is from RefSeq and is a predicted model, not a curated record. Gene Ontology annotation, biological process: lysosome localization; endosomal transport.
UAAAUAAAAUUGUUGCUUUAUUGCUGAGUAGGCCCAUUCCCUGGCAAGGUCUGGUAAAAAGACGGUUAUAGGAGAUAACAAGGUUAAAAGUAAUCCACCAACCUAAAAAAUGGAAAAGUGAAACAAUUGUAUUCGACGGAGAGGUUGUAGCUUUGUCGUACUCUGCCGAAGUACAUCCUGGAACAUCUGACACAAAGGACAACAUCAGCGCCUGCAGUCACUCAUCAUCCUGAGGCAUACGACAUCCAGCGGAAAAGUGUCCUAUAUGUAGUUGAGAGAACGUCUUGUUUGAACAACUUUCCGCUGGAAGUGAAAAAAGAAACCAUCCAUACCAGUUUUUAAACGUUUAUUUCUUAAUAAGCAUUAGCUUUUUUCAGUUUUUGAUGUUUGUUACGUGUUAUUUUGGCCAAUGGUAGCUGAGGGUGUUAUUUCGGAUCCUGUAGAGUUAAUGUCCAUUUUAGGCAUUCACAUCCAACCAAUCGGGUUCCUGUUGUUGUAUAAAAUACGUCCAUCGGAGCAAUUAAAGGCGUUCUUAUUUUAAUCACCCAUCAAAAAGAUUCAACGAUAGCAAACUUUUCAGUCAAACUGGACCCACUAGUGAUGGACGACAGCGAUUACGGCGUCACGGACUCGCCCAAGCGGGGUCCCACCCUGUCCACGUCGACUUCGAGCUUCGAACCGUUCGACGCCCACGAUCCGAACCUGUCCCGGCUGGCGACCAAAAUGUUCCAGAAGACGGGCGAGUACAUCUCGGCCGAGCUGAGCUCCACCGUGGACGAUUACAAGCUCAUCGAGAACAUGAACCGCGCCAUGAUGGGCAAGGUGGCAGAAAUGAAGCAAAUGUCCGAAUCUAUCGGCGUUAAGAAUCAGGAGCUCAACCGGAAGUACGAGGAGUUGCAACCAUUGCUUCAAAAAAUCGACGAUAUUGAAGCAACUGUAGAUAAGCUGGAAGCCGCUGCCUAUCAGCUGGAUUCGUACACGAUUCGGUUAGAAAAUAAGUUCAAAGCUUUGAAGGCCAAAAAGUAAUUUUAAGUUCUUUCUUAGCAAAUUUGUGAUCGAUGCAUGAGUCAUUACAUUUAUUUAUAAUACAAAACAUUCAAACCAA